Molecule: messenger RNA, 1432 nt
Organism: Dalotia coriaria
Lineage: Eukaryota; Metazoa; Arthropoda; Insecta; Coleoptera; Staphylinidae
Exons: 3
Coding region: 223-1275 (350 amino acids)
Cellular component (GO): extracellular matrix
Source: RefSeq, a predicted model, not a curated record
UAGGCGCAGACAAGACGCGCAUUCAUCUCUGUAGAAAUUGACAACGUGACAAAACUUUUAUUAACUUAAUGAAUCAUUCGAAUAUUGAUUUAGUGCUUUGCGUGCAAUAUUUCUAGUCAAUAAUAAAUUAAAAAUUAGAAAUUAGAAAACAGUUGUGUGGUUUAAUAAAAACAACGUUUUCAAGGACAAAGCCAAGGUCAAUUUGGCAAAAAAGAAGAAAAAAUGUAUUUUAAGAGAUGUUUUGUUAUCUUAAGUAUAUUGAGUGUGAUAUCUGCUCAAGAACACGAUGACAAUGAUGGAAAAUACCGCCCAGAUGCGAUACCAGUUUGGGAGCACGAACGCCAAGAUUACACGUUUAGUUAUGGCGUUAAAGAUCUCAACACCGGCGACGUGAAGAACCAAUGGGAGAAAAAGGUCGGAGACACGAUUCACGGUCAUUACACAGUCUUGGAACCCGAUGGAUCGCUGCGCAUUGUGCAUUACACAGCCGAUGAAAAAAAUGGAUUCAACGCCGUGGUUAAACAUGAAGGACCUUCUUAUCAUCCUGUGACAAUACCGUCGAGUCAUACGCUACAAACCGAUUCAUAUUUUGCGACGUCUCCAGCUCCUAAUAAAUCAAAAUCAAAGAUUAAUAAAUUUACUUACACCACACCGAAACCUAUCAUUGAAGAGCAGCCAUCUUUGGAUACACAAAGUGUUAAUAUUGAACCGGAACCGGAAAUGGAAGCGAUUGAUGCGUAUUUAUACAUUCCAUCACAUCACAACACAAAAAAUCAUCAGUAUGAGUUGGUAUCGGAUGAUAAAUAUCAACAUUUUGUGAAUUAUGACGGCCAUGAUGUACCACAUAACCACAAAUCUACUUAUACUUCAAUUCAACCGAAUUUGAAGAUUAAGCAUAGUCAACAUGAGCAGCCAAUUAGUUACGAUUUGUUGACGCCGGUAACGAUUGAUUUAACGCAGUACGAUUUCGAUAAUUAUAAGCAAGGAGGCUUUGUCGAGCCGGAAAUUGAAACCGGAUUCAAACCUGUACCGAAGAGUAAAGGACAAGAGGCCUUACCAAAUAUUCCCAAUACUUUCACUACGAAUAAGAAACCGAUUACUACGCCGGGUUUGAAGACGUAUGCGAGUGAUUCACACAGGCCACAUUUACGAGGACCUGUUAUCUUCCCGAAGCGGAUGGAUAAAGACAGGAUUGUUCAGUUUUCUGCUGGGAAAAAUAAGAAAAACAGUUUGAGGUAUAGAAAGCAUGUUUCUUAUAAUACAGAAGAUUAUUAAUUGUAUUAAUAUUUUAAUAUUAAAAGUUUUUGUUAAGUUUGAUAAUUUAUUGAAUUUAUGAGGAUUUGUGCAAUGUUAUUGUUAAGUUAUUUUAAUUGAAUUGUUGAUUAUUGUAUGUUAUAUUAUUUCGUAUAGAAUAAAUAUCAAGUUAUCAGGA